GUUACAAGGGCCCUUAAUGACCUCUGUAUGCUGAAUAUAUCGUCUGUGAUGUUUGAUUUGAGAACGUAUAUCGACUGCCACAGCUUGUACUCGAGCUCGUUGAGCUCAAACCUGAUCGCAGCGACGUUGACUAUUCAGCUUUACUUGAUGAACUACAAGAAUUCAUCAACGAUGUUCGUCCAAGCGACGAAUUCCUUUCCGAUGUUGAGGAGAUGUGGAGUGAUCUACAAGGUGCUUUAGAGGAAGAAGAGGAUGCUGCUAAGUUGAUGUUACUUACUGAUCAAAAAACCAUAGAUGUUAUCAUGCAAUUGGGAGAUCUUCUGGAAAAGUUGGAACCCUUCCUGUAUGACAACCCAGCCUACCAACAACUCCAAGAAUUCUUCAACGCUUUCAAGACUCUACCAUUUUUACGCGACUUGCUUGGCAUUAUUCCAGAUGUUAAGAUGUCCGAUUUAGUAAUUGCUCCAAACAAUUUCAAGGAUUUCCUUGUGAAAGAACUAGGAUUCUCCGAGAAGGUUGCAGAAGACUUACUCAACGCUAAAAUCCGGUUUGAUGAGUUUUUCAGCCCCAACAGCACUAAAAUAUCGGACAUUGUUUGCACAGAAGAGGAGCUUUCUCAGCUGCUUGCGUUCCCGCCAGGUUAUAACGUAACCGAUGUUAUUGACAAUAUUUGUAUCGGAGAUCAGAACUUGCUUAUUAACAUAACAACGGAAAUUAUAAGACAAUUAAACAUUGGGACUCUCAUACAAGAGCUGGUGACAGUUAAUAUCAACGACUUGAUUAACUCCACGAAAGGAUCCCUAGCAAAUAUAGCAGAUAUCGUAGAACAAUUGCAGCCACUUGAGGCAAAAAUGCCAGAAAUCAUUGCAGCCAUGGCAAAUCUAAGUAUUUCUGAUAAGUUUCCUGAUGGAUUGGGUGAGGGAUCGCUUAUUGGUUCCGCAGCACGCCAGACCAUGGAUGCCAUGACUGAGGUUGUUUGCGGUGAGUCUUCCAGUGACUCCAACGUUAAUGUGCUGGAGAGAACAUUUGGUUCUAUGCUUAAUGGUAUUGUGCAAUCAGACAAUGGUGGAGCAAGAAAAAAGAGGGAUAUAAAAAAAUCAAAGUCCAGCGACAAAAUCCAUGAACACCGUGUUAAAAGGGAAGAUUCUUCUGAGGAUACUGAUGAUAUGCCAAGUGAACUGCGUGAUGCAAAAAGCAGCUUUUGUCGUAGUCUAUACCAGCAAAUUCAUAACGGUGAAAACGGCAUAUUUGUUUGGGCCUACGUGAAGCCGAUAUUGCUGGGCAAGAUACCUUACGCACCGGACACACCAGCUGCAAGAGAAGUUAUAGCUGCGGCCAACAGUACUUUUGAAGAUAUUAUCGAAAUACAGUCGUUUGCCCUCGCAUGGUUGGAAAGUUCUGAAAUUCUGUCAGAUCUCUUUGGAAACACAGAGGAACUGGAAGACCUGAAGGCUACGCUUCAGAAUCCUUUUGUUAGCAAUCUUCUUGAAAACCAAGCCGGUUUGGCAAUCGAUACCCUCUUAGAUGCGUUGGAUUCUGGAUUAGUUGACGUAUUCAGUGGUGACGUCAGAAAGGAAAUUGAUACUUUGGCCAGCGCUGUGGUGGAUUUCUCUGAAUGUAUUGAGCUGGACAGAUUUGAGCCUUACGCCACGGAAGAAGAGUUAGAAGCUCGGGCUCGAGAACUCGAUAGUGAAAACAAGAUGCUGGCCAGUAUAGUUUUCACCAACCUUGAAGACCAAGAUACGUUGCCACCUCAUAUCAAAUACAAAAUAAGAAUGGAUAUUGACAAUACUCCAAAGACAGAUAGAGUAAAAGAACAAAUAUGGCGUCCAGGACCCAGUGACGAUUUUAUCAAUGAUCAGAGAUAUCUACGUGGGUUUGUAUAUUUACAAGACAUGGUUGACAGAGCAAUUAUUAAAUUACAGAGCGGUGAAGAAUCGGGUGACAUUGGUGUUUACUUCCAACAUGUACCGUAUCCAUGUUACACCUUUGACUUCUUCACGCAUUACGCAGCAUACCUGUUACCGCUUUUCCUGACUCUGAGCUUUGUUGCUAAUAUAGCUAUUAUGACGUUCAGUCUCGUUUAUGACAAAGAACAUGGUCUAGAAGAGCUGAUGAAAGUGAUGGGUCUCCGCGGAGGAAUAAACUGGUGGGCAUGGUUUAUCAACAACUUCCUACUCAUUAUAUUUUCCGAACUCAUGCUGGUUCUUAUUUUUAAAGUUGGCAGGAUUCUCAUCCACUCAGAUGCCAUUAUACUCAUAUUAUUCCUUCUGUGUUUUGGAUUCUCUUUAAUGUGCUUGUGUUAUUACAUCAGUGCAUUUUUCCAGCGAGCGACAAUGGCUGGCUUAUCAGCCAUACUGAUAUAUCUGCUCACUUACCUGCCAUAUGUAUUGGUUGUCGCUUUGGAGGGUCAACUCAACUUCUGGCAGUCAACACUGAUUUGUCUGUCGACCACCACCUCGCUGUGUUAUGGAUGCAGCUUACUGGCCAUCCUAGAAGAACAGGGUUAUGGAAUACAGUGGAGCAAUAUCGACCAAACGCCGAUUGAAAGCGGCGUAAUCACGUUUUAUUGGACCUGUGUCAUGAUGCUCAUUGAUGGCGUUAUCUACCUCAUCAUUGGUUGGUAUGUCAAGAAUAUUAAUCCCGGACGUUAUGGAGUGCCUCGUCCAUUCUACUUCCCAUUGAUGCCAUCAUACUGGUGCAGCUGCUGCAUUGGGAGUAGCGGAAGUAGUCACGACAAGUACAGACCAAGUGACCCCGCGGUGCAAGCCCACUCAAACCCAAUUUAUGACCUUGAAGGAGUGGAAGAUGGGGAAGGAAUCGAACAACCACCUGUUGGGUUAAAUGUCGGAAUAUCGGUGGAUGGGUUAACAAAGAAAUAUUCCAAGACCAAAAGUCUCAAUGACUUGAGCUUAGACUUUUAUGAAGGACAGAUUACGUCAUUCCUAGGACAUAACGGAGCAGGCAAGACAACCACAAUAUCAAUCAUGACAGGAAUCAUUCCACCAUCGUCUGGCACUGUUUACCACUACGGUGUUAACGUCAGACAUGUUGACAAGGUGCGAAAGAAUCUCGGAAUGUGUCCUCAACAUGACGCCCUCUAUGAUGACCUGACCGUGGCAGAGCAUCUAAAGCUAUAUGGCAGAAUAAAAGGAUUCAGUAAAUUAAAGAUCAAAGAAGAUACAGAGGAGAUUCUUGAAUCUGUUGGUCUACUCUCCCAUAUUAAUAAAAAAGCAGGACACCUUUCUGGCGGCAUGAAGCGUAAGUUGUCGGUGGCCAUAGCAUUCUUUGCCGGUUCACGCACUGUGAUUCUUGAUGAGCCUACCAGUGGGGUGGACCCAAUGGCGAGACGUGGAAUCUGGGACUUGAUUCUGAAAUAUCGCCAAGAUCGGACAAUUAUUCUCUGCACUCAUCAUAUGGACGAAGCAGAUUUCCUCGGCGACAGAAUAGCCAUCCUUGACCAUGGUCAGCUCCGUGCUUGCGGUUCAUCUCUGUACCUGAAGAGCAGGUACGGUCAGGGUUACAGACUCACAUUGUCCAAGAGUGACAGUCUCAAGUCUACGCCAGAGAAAAAACGGAAGGACACAGUUCUUACCUUUGCAAAAGAGAAUGAGUACGAAUCACUGAAAGAUGCAGCAAGCUCUACUGGAUCUACAAGUGGAGUAUCGACUGCAGAAGGUAGCUGUGACACAAAUAUUGUUACUGAUUUCAUUCAAACAAGGAUACCAGCCGCUAAACUGUCUGAAGACGUGGGUUCUGAGUUGACAUAUUCGCUUCCCACCACUGGAGGGCAGUUAGCAAAAUUCGAACAACUAUUCUGCGAUUUGGACGAAAGUCUGGAUUCAUUACACCUGUCCGGAUAUGGAGUUUCUGAAACAACACUAGAGGAGGUGUUCCUGAAACUUUCGGGUGUGCGAGGUGAUGGAGACGAUGUCAAUGACUUGUCUAAACCUGAUACGGCCGGUACUAAACCCAAUGGGGACGAGGAAAAGGUAAAGGAAAAUUGGAAACUAAGACGCUGGGACACAGACAACAGUGAUAUAUCAUAUUCAAGUGCAAGUGAGAAAGAGAACAACGAAAUAGGUGAGAAAAAGGGAAAGAAGAAGAAAGGUGCAAAUGAACGUGUCUACAUUGGUCCAGCCCUGGGAUUAAGACAGAUGCGUGCUAUGCUUACAAAACGUUUCCAUCAUGUCAAACGAGAUAUCAAGGGAUACUUCUGGACUCUUAUCAUGCCAGCCAUCUUGAUAGCCAUUGCAUUAAUUUUCACAAAGAUGACUCCACCUGUAGAUUAUCCAGCACUUCAGCUGACACCGGCAAUGUACCUCGAUCCUAACCAUGUCUUCUACAGUAAUUACAAACCAAACGAUCCAGUGACACAGACUCUAGUGAAUUCAUUCCUGAGUCCACCAGGUAUCGGCACAACGUGUAUGGCAGACGCUGAUGAAAAAGACAAGUACCCAUGUGUUUUUACGGAACGUGGAUUUGACAUAAACGUGGCAAGCCUUACACCAACACAAAUCCAGGCUAUGCAGCUGAAAGACCUCAACGCUCCAAACUGCACAUGUGAAGGCGGAAAGCAGACAUGCCCAGAAGGUUCUGAAGGCGCCGCUGUCCCCGAGUGGAUCACGAACACAUCAUCAAUACUGCAGGAUUUGACCUUUAAGAAAGAUAUCAAUGAUUAUUUAUUGCGCACAAACGGCGAUUACAUCGAUGCAAGAUACGGCGGUCUAACCUUUGGUAACACACAAGAAGACAGUACUGAACCUCUGAAUAUUGAAAAGGUUUGGUACGAUAACAAAGGUUUUCACUCGUUGCCCACAUUCCUGAACGUGAUGAACAACGUCGUACUUCGCUCUAAAGUAAAAGACAAUGGUGGCGAUCCGACCAUAUAUGGUAUUACCACGUACAACCAUCCUCUCAGGAUGACUAAAGAGCAACUCAGUGACGACGAUAUACUUGAAUUAGCCCGGGAAUACGGUGUGAUGAUUGUCAUUGUCUGUGCGUUCUGUCUUGUGCCGUCAAGUUUUGUUAUGUACCUGGUGAUGGAGAACAUGCGUGGUAUUAAACGGCUGCACCUGGUCAGUGGAAUGUCGCCGGGAAUGUACUGGUUUGCUAGCUACAUCUGGGAUCUGAUCAACUAUUUGCUGCCUACUAUAUUAUGCAUUAUACUUGUGUUAGCCUUCGAUGUUAAGUCGUACUGUUCUGAAGAUAACCUACCUGCGUUUGUUACCAUUAUACUGUUAUUCGGAUGGGCGAUUAUUCCACUCAUGUAUUUGUGUUCCCGUAUAUUCAAUGAUGCGGCAACCGCAUUCAUUGUAUUAUUCUGUGCAAACUCACUCUUAGCAACACUGACGAAUAUAUUUAAGCUGAUCCCAACCUCAGAUAAAAUGAACGAAACGCAAGCUUUAUGCGAGACCAUCUUCAAGAUCUUUCCCCAGUUUUGUUUUGCUAACAGCCUGAUCCUAUUGUCAGAUAAUCAGAUGGUUGCUGAUAUCUACGCCAGGUUUGACGUGUAUAAAUACCAAGAUCCAUUCAGUUAUGAAAUGUGUGGUUGGCACAUGAUAGCAAUGGCCGUAGAGGGAGCCUUCUUUUUCAUUAUUGUCUUAAUUGUUGAGUAUGCAGGCAGGAAAGGUUCGGAUGGACAUAAACCAGGAAGCUAUGUGACUGACAAAAGCACGGACAGUGACGUAAAUGCAGAGAGAGAGCGUGUAUCACGUGGACUAGCGGGCAGAGAUCUUGUUCAGCUGAAGAACCUUACAAAGGUUUACCGCACAAGUGCCAAGAGAAAUAUUGCAGUUGACCAUCUAGCCCUGGGUGUUCCUGGUGGAGAGUGUUUUGGUUUACUCGGUGUGAAUGGAGCGGGAAAAACCACAACAUUCAAGAUGUUGACUGGGGAGUUGAGUCCAACGGGAGGCAAAGCUAUUGUCAACUGUGAUAGUACCGGAUAUUGUCCGCAAGAAGAUGCUCUUGACGGUCUGAUGACCGGUGUGGAACACAUUUAUUGCUAUGCAAGAAUCAGAGGGAUCCAGGAAUCACAAGUUAAACAGGUUGCAAAGUGGGCACUGGGGAAGAUGCGACUCUCUGACGCUGGCAACAAGCUGGUUAAGAACUACAGUGGAGGAAUGAAACGAAAACUAUCAACUGCCAUUUCUCUUAUUGGGAAACCUGACGUUAUUCUAAUGGAUGAGCCCACCACUGGCAUGGAUCCAAAAUCGAGACGAACUGUCUGGGCCAAUGUCCUAAGUGUGAUCAGAGAUGGCAGAUCAGUUGUCUACACUUCUCACAGCAUGGAGGAAUGUGAAGCACUUUGUACAAGACUAGCCAUCAUGGUAAACGGAAGGUUCAAAUGUCUGGGAAGUCCCCAACAUGUCAAGAAUAAAUACGGACAAGGUUACAUGCUUACAGUAAAAGUUGGCGGUGAGAGCCCCGACCUCAUACCUGCAAGGAAUUUCCUGUCUACCUCCAUCCCUGGCGCUGUUUUGAAGGAGAGUCAUCACAAUGUUCUCCAGUAUCAAGUACCGAAUAAAAUCGGGACAUUAUCAAGAGUGUUCGGAGUUCUUGAAACAGAGAAGAGUCGUUAUGAUAUAGAAGAUUAUUCCCUUACACAAACAACCCUCGAUCAGGUAUUUAUUAACUUCUCGAAAAGCCAGAAAGACCCGAUUGAUGUUGAAGCAGGAAGAGACAAUAAUGGGUACCUUGGUGACGCUGAGGACGAAGCCCAGCUUGCAUAAAAAUCAGUUCCAUUUUAUAAUUCCUGCUAAUGUAACAAAAGAAGAAUAUUCAGAAAAAAUUGAUCAAUGCAAAAAAAGGAAAGCUUGUUUUUAAUUGUAAUAUAAACCAUUAUGAAAGUGUUGUAUAAUUCACAAAUGUGAAUUUAUUUUUUUAAACUUAAGAGCAAUAUUUUUUCAUAAUUUGUAGUAUAUAAUUGAGAAAUAAAAACAAAAAACACUGGACACUGAUAACAGUAAUUCCAUCAAGCAGUGAGCAUGUGUAGCACUUUUUAACAAAUGCUAUAUAGAUGCAUGGUGCCCCUCUCAAUUAUGCAAAUACCUACAAUAUUACAGUAUUUUCUCUAUUAUAAGCACAUGUUUAAUACAAGUGCAUAUAAACCAAGAAUUGCAAUUAAUGUAUACUAAAUCAUAGAAAUAUGGUUUAUUUGGCCCAUAGAAACGUAUGGUAUUUACCGGUAGUAUGUAUGUAAGCAUACAUGUAUAUGCUUUUAAUAGGGAAAAUACGAUAUAUUUAAUAUACAUCAUUUUUCAAAUAAGGAUAUGUUCAGAGUUUUCUCAGAAUUAAUCUUAACUAGAUGCAUUGGAUUAAAUUAAUUCUGAGAAUAUCUUUGAUAUGGAAAAAUUGGGGGUAUAUAUAUGAUAUAUUCAAAGAGGCAAUUGUCCUAUUCUGGUGAGCUAAUUUUUUCAGUCAAUGGGACUCAAAAUGCCUGAAAUGAACACGCAGUUACAGCUUAAAGAACUGAGUAAUUGUAAUUUUGUUUCAGAACAUGAUCCACAGUACUGUAAAUGCACUACCGGUAAUUAUUUACCAAGUUUUAAUUUUGCGGAUAAGUAAAAUCUUGUUUGUGAACUCAAAACUUGGUGAAUAUGCUCACAAUAUCAAAGUAAGUGAAAUUAAAUGCCAGUGCAUUUAAAUGAUUUUACAGUACACAAUAUACUUGCAGGUUUCAAUGUAUUAUUUUUGAAAUUGCGAAUAUAGAUAUAUUAUUCAGAGAAUUUUACACAGUAUUAUAUUCAAUGACAUUUUCAUUUUCUGUCCAAGCAUCCUCUUGAAUAUUUUUGGGGGGUAUUUUCAAGAAGGAGAGGGAGUCUUGGGAGGGGUAAGCAUUUGAUUGAUUGAUUGAUUGAUUGAUUGAUUGUUAUCUUUAUCAAUUUGUAUUCUACUUAUUCUGAUUGUUAUUUCCUUGUAUUUAAAAAAUUCCUUUUAAACAGAUUAUGGUUGUUUUUCAUCUUGACAAUAUGUUCAUAUUUACACCUCUGAUGCAAUUAUCAAUGACGUUUUAUCAAGAACUACUCAUUUGUUA
Molecule: messenger RNA, 8035 nt
Organism: Saccoglossus kowalevskii
Lineage: Eukaryota; Metazoa; Hemichordata; Enteropneusta; Harrimaniidae
Biological process (GO): lipid transport; transmembrane transport
Cellular component (GO): membrane; intracellular membrane-bounded organelle
Molecular function (GO): ABC-type transporter activity; ATP binding; ATP hydrolysis activity
Source: RefSeq, a predicted model, not a curated record